Messenger RNA from Leptopilina heterotoma, 1155 nucleotides. RefSeq lists its product as uncharacterized. The record is from RefSeq and is a predicted model, not a curated record. NCBI's taxonomy places the organism in Eukaryota, Metazoa, Arthropoda, Insecta, Hymenoptera, Figitidae. Bases 1 to 1155 code for a protein of 384 amino acids. The transcript is spliced from 2 exons.
AUGGAAGAAUCAAUUUUAGACAUUAAUUUACCAAUAAUCUUUGAUGAAUCCAUUGCACAUUGUGAAGUGCAUGCGCAACAGCUAUAUACUUCAUCAACAUACAAUAACAGUGACGAAAUCCGAAUUACUGUGCAAAAUCAAGACCAUUGUCUUCUUCCGAGCAAAAGUUCAAUUCAUAUAAGCGGAAAACUUGUUAAACUUGAUGGAACAGCUGUAGCAAACACAAAUUUGAUUUGCAAUGGUGUGUGCAAUUUAUUUGAAGAACUUAAGUAUGAACUUAAUGGAGUGGAAAUUGACAAAAAUAAAAAUGUAGGCCUUACAAGUCUAAUGAAAAGUUAUGUUUCUCUUAAUGCUACUCAAAAUAAAUUACUUGAAAAUGUUGGUUGGUUAGAAGUGAAUAAUGAUGAAUCAACAUUAACAAAUGCACAUGGAUACUUUGACAUUAGUGUACCUUUAAGCAUGCUAUUUGGUUUUGCUGAAGAUUACCAAAAAGUUAUUGUUAAUGCUAAACAUGAACUCAUUCUUACGAGAGCGAGGAAUGAUAACAAUGCAGUCGUUCAAACAGCACCUCUAGAAGAAUUUAAAAUUGUUAUUGAAAAAAUUGAAUGGCUAUUGCCUUACAUAAAAUUAACUUGGGAAUUAUACGAAUAUACUUUAUUACCAGCUACUCCAAAGCAUAUUUGGAGUGUAAAAACUUCAACUCAAUUAGAAAAACCUAGAUUUGUUAUAUUAGGUUUUCAAAGAAAUCGGAAAAAUAAUACAGCCUUGAAUUCAAGUCAUUUUGAUCAUUGUACAAUAUCAGAUGUCAAGUUAUAUUUAAAUGCACAAUGUUAUCCAUAUGGUAAUAUGAAUUUAAAUAUUGAUCAAAAUCAAUACUCUACUCUUUAUGAAAUGUUCACUAAUUUCCAAGCUUCUUAUUAUGGUAAAGAAACACAACCUUUAUUAACAAAAAAGGAAUUUUUACAAUAUGCACCUUUAAUUGUCAUAGACUGCUCGAAGCAAAACGAAUCAUUAGAAAAUGGUCCAGUAGAUAUACGAUUAGAAUUUGAAGCAAAAGAUAAUUUUCCUGCACAUACUUCAGCUUAUUGUUUAAUUUUACAUGAUCGUAUAGUGGAAUAUAAGCCAAUAAGUGGAAUUGUGAAAAAAAUUGUUUAA